AUGCCUUUUCCCUCUCCUGACAGACUUCCUCAGAGCACCCGAUUCACGGACACGAAAAAAAAUGCAGUGACUGCUCUUCUUAAUCUCUUGAUUUUUGAAGAUAACAAAGGCAGCAUAGUGACCUCCGGAGCUGUCACGGGGAUUGUUCAUGUGCUAAAGGAAGGUAGCAUGGUAGCAUGGGAAAACUCAGCGGCUGCUCUUUUCAGCCUCUCUGUAAUUCAUGAAAAGGACUUUAUCAUCGCUUCUGCAGGAGCGGUUUCACCUCUUGUGUUACUGUUGAGUGAAGGUACUGAGAGAGGGAAGAGGAUGGCAACCAACGCGAUGUUUAAUUUAUGUAUAUAUGAGGGUAACAAAAAGAGGGCUGUGAGGGCGGGUGUAGUCCCGAUGUUAAUGGAGCUUCUUGUGGAACCAGAGGGUGUUUUGAAGGAUAAAGCGAUAGCCAUUCUAGCCAUACUCUCAAUCCACCUUGAAGGGAGGUUGGCUAUUGGUAUAGCAGCAGCUUUGCCGAUUUUGGUUGAAAUUAUUGAGACUGGAUCCCCGAGGAACAAAGAGAAUGCAGUUGUAGUUUUGGUGGAACUUUGUUUGGAAGAUCAAAAUUAUUUGGUGGAGGCUCAAGAACUUGGAGCUAUGGAGAAAAUGAUGAAUUUACUAGAGCAUGGUACGGACAGGGGAAAGGUAAAAGCCAUAGAGGUGCUAGAAAAGAUAAAAGAGUUGGAAUAUUUCAGGUGA
This is a messenger RNA of Lactuca saligna, 729 nucleotides long. The record is from the annotation of a GenBank genome assembly. NCBI's taxonomy places the organism in Eukaryota, Viridiplantae, Streptophyta, Magnoliopsida, Asterales, Asteraceae.